AUGUUGAAUAUUUUCAAGAAGCGCUGUCUUUCGUCAUCAGGUGGACCGGGCAGCCUUCUUCUCAACAGCUGUUGCCAUUCUCCGAGCACUUCUGUUUUGAGUACAAGAAGUAUCGGAGUAGUCUCGGAUUCAAGCAAGAUACAAUUAUCAUCACGUAAUUUUGGAGGAACUGAGAGCGCAAAGGCUUUGUUUUCUUCAUCAUGUAUUGGCAUGAAAAAAGCAAAAUCGUUUGUUACGAAUUUUGAAAGAACAUCCUCUCAUGUUAAUAAUCACACAGCAAAUAGAGAAACAUAUACUUCUCAUAACGAUUCAAACGAAAAUAACAUUAAUUUUCAUCAGCCUUUCCGUAAACAUCCAAAGAAUACAUCGUACAAAGCCAACCACAGCAACAAUAGAAUUACUCACUCUAACAACAGCUCAUCGAAUCCCGAAGAAACACCAAUAUUGUUUUCCUUUCAGCCAACAAACAAGAUUAUCCGUAACAAAAACAGCAAAUUUAAGAAAAAGAGUAACCUCUCAAAUGAGACACGAAUUCCUUCGCCCAUGAAUAAUGAUAUUGACGUUUCAGAUUCUCUUAGCAACUCUCAGGAGUCGUCAUUGGAACCUCAGACUGGCAAUUAUGGCAUUCCGCAGUUUAAAAAAGAGCUCGAAUAUAAUGUUGAUAAACUUUUAAAGCAAGUUCUUCAAAAAGUGAAAACUCAAAAGUCCGGUGAGCCUGAGGAAAAUGCAGAUACUGAAAUUGAUUCAUUCUCUAUUUUGAAGCAAGAUUCAGACGAAUCAGACAUUUUCUCCCUUAAAGAAUUGAAUGUUAUAGAUACCAUAGAGGAACAAGAGGAAGAAAACAUUGAAAAGCCCUCCACAAAACAGGUAGACACAAUAGACCUUAAAUUCCUGAAACCUCAGAUUAAAUUUAAGAAUUUCAAAGACGAAAAAGAAGUAGUAGAAAGCGUAAAACUAGGAACUUCAGAACUGAAAAAUGUUGUAUAUCAACCUUCAAAGGGUCACAACUACCGGAAGGAUCUAGUGGACGAGCCAAUUGCACCACACCAAAAGUUUUUAGUUGAAUUCUCUGACUGUGAAUAUGUUCAACUUGCAGAAACACACCCAUCAGAGAAAUCCUACGUUGGUAACAGUGACGUAUCGCGUAUUCCAAGGCUUAAGAAUGGACUUUCUAGAGUGCUGACCUAUCCUGGAGUUCACAAACUCUACGAUUACAAAACAAACACAUUUCAUUUUCAUCCUUUUUUAAGACAAUUACACAAACCGGAAGAAAUCAAUUUUGAUAACCUUACUCCAUUCAUACCACCAUCACAAGAUGAGUCUCUGCAUGCGUUAAUGAACGAUUAUUCUUGCAAAUAUCAGAGCUCAACUAGUGCUAUUACUUCCCCUUUGGUCUCACUCUAUUUAAUGCUUUCUAAUUUCAAACCAACCAAAGCUAGAAACCUUGAAAAUUUCAAGUUUUUAACAAGCACCUUUACCCCUGCUAUCCGUAAACCCAUUGUUUUCAUUCUUCGACCAAAACAAAACCUACAAGGAACAACAUUUUACUCGCUCGAUUCCUAUAGGUUCCUUUUUGAACCAAGAUCAAAUCAAAUUUUACUAGAUCUUGGAAAGGCAAUGGAAAAACUUUUUGUUAUGGAACCAGAAGAGUUUGAGAAAAGAUUUGUCAAAAAAUAUUGUCAUACGGAUGCAAUUUCUAUGAACGAAGCAGAAGUUUACAGAUAUCUUAGACAUGGAUCAUUUAUUGUUCGAUCUCAAUUAGAUUGCUAUCAUCCCAAACACGGAGUUUUCGACAUUAAAACAAGAGCGAUCAAUCGAAUACGUAUCAAUAUGGAGCACUAUGAAAAAUUUGUUAACUCAAAGAUCAAACUUGUGAAAGGAAUUAAUAACUCUUAUGAAAGGGAAUUCUAUGAUAUGGUACGAUCUGUUUUUGUAAAGUACAGCAUGCAAGCUAGAAUUGGAGAUAUGGAUGGAAUGUUUUUAGCAUAUCAUAAUACUCGUGAAUUGUUUGGUUUUGAAUAUUUGAAAUUAUCAGAAAUUGACAGUUAUGUAUUUGGUAAUUCCUACAUGGCUGAACGAUUCUUCACCCUUUUACUAGACCUUUUGAGAGAUGUAUUGGAUAGAAUUACAGAUCGUUUCCCAAAUAUUCCUCUCAAGAUUACUUUCCGUCCUUUGAAAGUCGAACCUUAUUUUAUUGAUAUUUUUGUAGAGCCAGUGCAAGAAGAUAAGGGAUGGAGCGACAGAUCUCCAACUGAGCAAGAAAAGGCAAAGUGGGAAUCUGAGAAAUUUAAUGCGAAUCCUUUUGCUGACUAUAUCAAGGAUACAGUUUAUUGCUACCGAUUGUCUAUUCAAACCAUGAUUAAUGGAGCAGUGGCUAGAGGUUAUGUUGAUUUUAAUAGGGACGACAAAGUUGACGUUUUGUACUCUCUCGAAGAAAUGGGAGAUACUUCAACCGACAAAUUCCUCAUGAACGAGUAUGUCUUGACUUUAAAGAAGGCAUUCUUUAUCGAACAAUAA
Molecule: messenger RNA, 2517 nt
Organism: Naegleria lovaniensis
Lineage: Eukaryota; Heterolobosea; Eutetramitea; Acrasida; Naegleriidae
Exons: 1
Coding region: 1-2517 (838 amino acids)
Biological process (GO): mitochondrial RNA 5'-end processing
Cellular component (GO): mitochondrial envelope; mitochondrion
Source: RefSeq, a predicted model, not a curated record